AGCCAUUCUGGCUCAAGGCUCAGGUCAAGCUCCAGCCCAACCUCAGGCAUCGCCGUCUCGCUUACGAGUCGUGAUGCGGCGGCCGUUGCUCGCAGACGCCGCGUCGCCUCCCCCCAGCCGUUAUGGCAUUCCUGGCGUCAAUCUUGUGUACGGUUUGCUAGCGCUUGUGACGAAGACGAACGAACUUGCGUUUCAGUCUUCACCUCUACGCCGGCGCGCAUGGCUCCGCAAUAUCGUUUCAGUUCUUUCUGUCUUGCAAUAUGGGAUUAUUCAUUUAGUUUUCAAGCUUCAAUGUGUGACAGUGUUUACGUCCUGAUUUGCAUAGCGACGAAGUUGUUGGUUCCCCCGCAGUCGAGGUGGAUAGAUGCCGUAAUUGUGGCGACAGGAGUAACAGUGUCUUUGGUUCGGUCGGAGUUUAAUCGCGACACACAACCAGAAAUCAAAGGAUUGGGAUUGAUGCAGAUUUUGCCGAUCAUCUGGUGGAUAAAUUUGCACUGAUAAAAAAUAAAAUAAAACAUCAAUAAGGUUGGUACCGGGAGGGGCCGUAACCGCACGGCGCUUAGCAGAGCAGAGGCGCCGUGGAGAAUUUGACGAGGCGAGCGCAUUGAUCCUAGAUUUGCAACUUGUGGCUUUGCGUGUAUCGUCGCAGUUUUGGAGCCAGGGGCGUAGGUAUUGCGACGUGUUGGCCAAUUGUGAUAAGUUUUGUCCUUGGUAUUGAUCCUCUUAACCAUAUCGUGAGCGUUUUGCCUUUACUGCGGCUGAUUUCUCCGCCGUUGCCAAAUAUUGAAAGCCACCGUGAGUGGACCGCGCGCGUGUGGACUAUGGUGGCGCGCCGCGUACCGUGGGUGCCUCCAAUGGCCAACUACUAGCGCUAUCAGGGCCAUCAAUCAAGCGGCCCGCGGCAAGCCCUGCCGCUGUGCCAGCCCAACAUGGUCGAGACGAAGCUGGCGCCCGAUACCAUCAUCUACAGCGCUGGCCUCUGCGCAUGCGAGAAAGGUCAGAAGUGGCAGCAGGCCCUGUCGCUGCUCAGCGGCAUGGUCGAGACGAGGCUAGAGCCCACUGCCAUCAGCUACAACGCUGGGAGGAACGUCGGCGAGAAAGGUCAGCUGUGGCAGCGUGGCAGCGGGCCAUGUCGCUGCUCAGGCGCAUGGUCGAAACGAAACCUGUGCCGGACACCAUCGUCUACAAUGCUGGGAUGAGUAGCAGCGGGCCCUGAUGCUGCUCAGCGUCGUGGUCGAGACGAAGCUGGAGCCCGAUACCAUCAUCUACAACGCUGGGAUCAGCGCGUGCGAGAAAGGUCGGAAUUUGCAGCAGGCCCUGUCGCUGCUCGACAAGAUGGGCGAGACAAAGCUGGAGUCCAGUGCUUGGAUGAGCGCUUGCGAGAAAGGUCAGCAGUGGCAGCGGGCCCUGUCGCUGCUUAGCGUCAUGGUCGAGACGAAGCUGGAGCCCACUGCCAUCAGUUACAACGCUUGGAUCAGCGCAUAUGACAAAGGUCAGCAGUGGCAGCGGGCCAUGUUGCUGCUCAGCUGGAUAGUCGAGACGAAACUUGAUGUCCAUACCAUCGUCUACCAUGUUUGGAUCCGUGCUUGCAGAGAGGUCAGCAGUAGCAGCAUGCCCUGUCGCUGCUCAGCGAGAUGAUCGAGACGAAUAUGGAGCCCGUUGUCAUCAGCUAUCGUUCUGGGAUGAACGCUUGCGAGAAAGGUCAGCAGUGGCAGGAAUUGGAGGUUGACCUUUCGCUUCCAGACAAAACCAACAACAAAAAAGAGGCAGCCAAAAAGGACCCAACAGGCGCCGUAGCCAUGUUCCUGGAAAGGGCGUGGGCCCAGGGUUUUCUUUUGGUUGAUUGACGCCCCAGCCUCGACUUGCGUAGGGCCGACGACUUUAUUCUGCGAUGAAGAACGAGUUUGCGCAGGGGCGGCG
Prorocentrum cordatum is the source of this 1920-nucleotide messenger RNA. The record is from the annotation of a GenBank genome assembly. Lineage: Eukaryota; Dinophyceae; Prorocentrales; Prorocentraceae.